AUGUCACACGUCUACAUCCUGACUCAGACAGAAUAUAAGCACUACGAAGAUUACGAGAGGGAAGAGAACAAAGACGUAGUAGUUCUAGAAGUGUACACGACUGCCAAAGCAGCCAACGAGGCGGCCAAAGAUUGGAUCGAGGAAUAUUUCGGUGAUGGGGAUAAUGAAGUCGAGCAGGAUGGGGAUGGCUGCGAUACAUGGACUUGCAGACUAGAAGAAAGGGACGAUCAGAGUCAUGUUAUCAUCUCUGUUGUUAUGAAGGCGUUGUAUGGGGAGCCAGAAGACAGCGRAGUCGACGGUGAAGAGGAAGAAGGAGAGAGCGAUAAUGAGGAGCCUAUCGGGCAAGCCAGUAGUGGGCCAAGCGAAGGUCAAGAACCACCGACCAAGAGAGCGCGUCAGGGAUAG
This is a messenger RNA of Ramularia collo-cygni, 405 nucleotides long. RefSeq lists its product as uncharacterized. The record is from RefSeq and is a predicted model, not a curated record. The transcript has a single exon. The coding region runs from base 1 to 405 and encodes 134 amino acids. Lineage: Eukaryota; Fungi; Ascomycota; Dothideomycetes; Mycosphaerellales; Mycosphaerellaceae.